AUGACGCUCGCCGAGAAGAUCGGGCAGAUGUCGCAGAUCGACCAGGAGAACGCCACCGCCGGCGUCAUCAGGAGCGUGCUGAGGGGCGGCGGCAGCGUGCCGGCGGCGGACGCCCCGCCGGAGGCGUGGGUGGAGAUGGUAGAGGAGAUACAGCGCGCGGCGCUGUCGACGCGCCUGGGGAUCCCCGCGAUGUUCGGCAUCGACGCCGUCCACGGCCACGGCUACGUCUACAAGGCCACCGUCUUCCCGCACAACGUCGGCCUCUGCUGCACCAGAGACCCUGAGCUCGCAAAGAGGGUUGGAGCAGCGGUUGCAUUGGAGGUCAGGGCCACCGGAAUCCCCUUCAUAUUCGCUCCAUGCCUGGCGGUGUGCAGAGAUCCGAGGUGGGGACGGUGCUAUGAGAGUUUCAGCGAGGACCCCAAGCUGGUGCAGCAGAUGACCUCCAUCAUCUCGGGCUUCCAGGGAGAAAUCCCGGCGAGCGGCCGGCGAGGCGCCCCGUUCAUCGCCGGCCAGCGCAACGUGGCUGCGUGCGCGAAGCACUACGUCGGCGACGGCGGCACCACCAGGGGAAUCAACGAGAACAACACGAUGGCCACCUUCCACCAGCUGCUUGGCAUCCACAUGCCGCCCUACUACAGCGCCGUCAUCCAGGGCGUCUCCACCAUUAUGGUCUCGUACUCGAGCUGGAACAGGGUCAAGAUGCACGCUAAUCCAGUGGCGGAGCUAGGAUUUUUGUAUAGGAUUGACGCCGAGCAUUUUGACCGCCGGAGCUUGGGAGCUGCAUUGAGCUGCUGGCCGACAGGCAGCCAUGGGGGUGAAGAAGAGUCGCAGCCGCAGCUGGGCCCGUGUUGCGGCGACGUUGAUCUUGUGGUGGUGCUGCGCUUGUGCCGUUGCAGCGGCGGCAAUGGCGGCCGCAGGCGGAGGAGGGGAUGA
Molecule: messenger RNA, 933 nt
Organism: Panicum hallii
Lineage: Eukaryota; Viridiplantae; Streptophyta; Magnoliopsida; Poales; Poaceae
Product: beta-glucosidase BoGH3B-like
Exons: 5
Coding region: 1-933 (310 amino acids)
Biological process (GO): glucan catabolic process
Molecular function (GO): beta-glucosidase activity
Source: RefSeq, a predicted model, not a curated record